This is a messenger RNA of Coniosporium apollinis CBS 100218, 1683 nucleotides long. RefSeq lists its product as uncharacterized. Gene Ontology annotation, biological process: positive regulation of transcription by RNA polymerase II. Bases 1 to 1683 code for a protein of 560 amino acids. NCBI's taxonomy places the organism in Eukaryota, Fungi, Ascomycota, Dothideomycetes. The record is from RefSeq and is a predicted model, not a curated record. Gene Ontology annotation, cellular component: nucleus. Gene Ontology annotation, molecular function: zinc ion binding; transcription cis-regulatory region binding; DNA-binding transcription factor activity, RNA polymerase II-specific. The transcript is spliced from 2 exons.
AUGAGCUCUUCAUCACAGCCCUCGCCGACAUCAAGCGACUCGACGACCAACACGCCUACGUUCAGCUUUCAUCUUUCAUAUGUGAGCGAUGCCUCUCCGACGGAAGAUGUCGCCCCCAAGAUCGAGGAGCUCGAGGACGACGAAUUGGAGGAUAUGAAGGUCUUGCCACUCGUCGACGGGGCUGAUGCAUCCCCAAACAAUGUCGUUGCGAAGCGGCCUCGCGGACGACCUCGAAAACACCCGAUCUCGCCACAAUCUGCGGUCAGCAAGACGCCGAAGGGCCGUUCAAAGACAGGCUGCAUAACGUGCCGGAGAAGGAAGAAGAAGUGUGACGAGACCAAGCCGAUAUGUGUCCACUGCCAGAAGAACAAUGUACAUUGCGAAGGGUACCCGCCGAGGGCAUACUGGAAAAGUGGGAAGCAGAGGGCUGAAGAAGGUUCAGAAUGCCCGCAGGCCCUUGGCCUAUGUGUAUCUGCUGAUCGAUACAAAGUGCAACGCCCAAACGUGGAGAUACCUCGCGAGCUGCCGGUGCUUAUCGAAGGCGUCGAAACCGACAUCGAUCGCUUCUUCCUUCAGCACUUCAAUCUCAACCUUAGCAAGGUGCUUACUCUGUUCACCGAGAAGCGGAACCCGUUCAACGAGGUCUUGCUCCCGAUGGCCCUCAGACACAAGGGUCUAAUGCACUCUCUUCUCUGUCUAUCAGGCUCUCACCUUUCCGCAUGCGAACCGACAAAUUCUUCUUGGGGAGAGCGGCAAUACUAUCAUUUCCAGUGCGCCAUCGAGAACCUGCAUACGGAUGAGAACAUGGCCAAGUCUAUCGCUGGAGACGAGACGGCCAUUAUAGAUGAUCCGACUGUUGCCCAAACCCUCGUGCUUUGCCUGAAAUCUAUCUGCGCAGGCGAAGUACAUGGAGAGUACAGGCCGCACAUGGACGCUGCAAGACAUCUCAUUCAGAAGCAGAAAUCUCGGAACCAGGAGUUCCAGGGCUUCCUGAUCGAGUUCUUUGUCUACCACGAUGUCUCGAACUCCCUGACAUCUCUGGACAGGCACUCGGUGCUCAUGAUGGAGGAUUUCAAACUGCCAGAGUUCAUGAUCCAGCCAGAGUCAGGCGCCUUGCUGGGCGUAGUCGACGGCCUAUUCGGCUACAUCUCCAAGAUCAGGCAGCUAAGAGACAGGAUACGGACUAGAAGAAAGCAGGACCUCAAACCCCUAGUAGACUACGACAUCCUCAGCGACGCCCAGGAAAUCGACGCCGCUCUGCGCGACUGGGUCUGUUGUCAACCAGCCGACACUCCGCGCUGGAUCGCGUCGAUGCUCUACCGCCAAUGCACCUGGCUGUACCUUCACCGCACCAUCUUGCCCUCAGUCCCCAAUCCGAACCUCCGCCGUGCGGUCGACCAGGGCCUCUUGUAUCUGCAGCAUCUACCGCCGGACUCGUCCACUCAGAGCAUUCUCCUGAUGCCGACGUUCCUCCUCGGCUGCGCUGCUUUCCACGCUGAGCAGCGGCCUCGGAUACAGCAGGCAUUCGCGGACUUGCAAGCAUACUCUCAGAACGGCAACAUCACGCACGCCAAGGCGAUUGUGGAGAAGGUGUGGGAGAUGAUUGAUGAGGGCCACGAGGAGGAAAGUUGGGACUGGGAGUCGAUAAUGGAGAAAAUGGGCUUAGACUUCCUCGUCACGUGA